GAUAUUCUGAAUCGGCAUGUUCUGCAGCACAACGUGCCGCCAGACGGGGCCAAGCGAACUCCGCUGGCCUGCCAAACCUGCCGGAGACGCAAAACCAAAUGUGACUCCAACCACCCCUGUUCCACAUGUGCAGAUACGGGGGAGCCAUGCGUGCGGGAGCCGUCUAGUAUGCAGGCGUUCAUGCCGAUGACGCGAUCUCGUCGCAAAGGCUCGCCCGGGAAUCCGGCCAACGCUCCGGAGGAAGAAGAAGACCCGGAUGGGGAAGGGAAUGAAAUGAUAUCGAGCACGGGGGGCACCCCCCCAAUGCAACCAGAUUGGGGGGCUUCGAUGAGUGUGGGUGGUGUCGCGGUUUGUCAGGUAAGUGGACCGCCCAACCCAACCCCCAUGAGAUCCUGUCCGGGUCCUGAUAACGAUGCAGUGUCGUCGUCGUCGAGGCGGAUGACCUCCACUGCCAUUACCACUCCAUCGUCGUCUGGCAGCUGGCAACUGAACGACGCUGCCGCCAGUCAAGCCCAGUUCGUCACCACCCAAAUCCGCUCGAGCGACUUUGGGCAUUUCCACCAAGCCUGGCCCUUUCUGCACGUGCCCACCUUUGCUCCCGAGAAGCAGGCCACCCUGCUGACGAGUGCCUUGGCCAACCUGUCUAUGUGGAUGCAAAACACCUAUCGCCAUCACUUGAUCCCAUACACAAUCAAUCAAGAGCUAACGCGAGCAUUGAUGCCUAAAAUCGUGAGUAUCAUGCAUCGUCGAGUCGCCCCUGCCUCGACCUUUAAUUGGGCGGCGCAGUGGACAGACAUGGCCAUCUCCACGUUCCGACAGUUGGGGGUCCUGCACGAUCAGUGGCUCCCAGACGACGGACGGCAAUCGGCGGAAGAACGUUGGGUUUUAUGUGAGCAGAUGAAACGACUGGUAUUUGCCGUUCUACGGAUCGAUGCAUACCUGUCCAUCAUUCUGGAUCGACCUCCUACCAUGCGGUACCAGGAGAUCGGGGUGCCUCUCCCCGUGUCCGAGGGCCUGUGGAGAGCCGAGACUCGGGUGGCGCGAACCCAGCUGCACUGGAGUGAGCCCGCUGGGCGAGCACGAAGUGCCUUUUGCACGAUGAUGAGAGACGGGCUCGAUACGGCGGGCUUUGUGACGGGGUAUCUGCAAAUGCCCCAUCUGUCGCUCGAGGACAACCACUUUAGCAUCUGCUCGUUUCUAUCAGAACUGUGGGGGGUCUGCAAGGAGGCUCACGAGGAGCACCAUCGGCAUUACCGCUCGCCCGAGAGAAAUCAUACAGUAGAUCAAGUAAAGAUAUGGAAAGUGUAUAUUCAAGAAUGGCGCGACCACAUCGAAAAGACCGACCGGCUGGAAGAAUCGUUUUUCGCCCAAAGUCCAGGCGACAGCAACCACUUCUUGGGUCUCAAUCUCACCUUGUACCACUUGGUCUGUCUCAAACUGCAUGCCAACCUGCGCCUCCUGGAGCAGAAGCGGUGCUGUGCUCACUGUCAGGAGAUCGACGUGGAGGAUGUCAUCAGUACUUGGGCCCAGUCCCCCGAUGCCCGCCAGGCCGUCUACCACGCCGCGCAGUUGAAGCGCAUCUAUGAGCACGAGACCAUGCUCUACAGCCCGAAUGAUCAACGACUGGGGAAUGUGCUCGGACCCGCCGGUCUGCUGGCCAGUGCCGUAGUGGUCUGUCUCUACUGUGCCAAGGCGACCAGCAUCGGCUCCAGCGCCGCCGCCACCGAAGACGACGCGUUCAAGACCCCGACCAUCGAACUGACCCAGUCCCAGCUCCCGGAGACGCCCGAGUUUGCUGAGUGGAUCUCCCAGGAGGGUGGUGGUGGUCGGGUCACCGUGGAUGGAUUGUCGUUGAAUGCCUUCUCCCUCCCUCGCUUCUCGUCGUGGUAUCGCGAACGAUUGGCCUCCAGCCCGGUCUAUUCGUCGCGACUAAUCGCCUUUCUUCUCACCCUGACGAUAUGA
Messenger RNA from Aspergillus sclerotioniger CBS 115572, 1962 nucleotides. Its product is annotated as Zn(II)2Cys6 transcription factor. The annotation marks the transcript as partial. Gene Ontology annotation, molecular function: zinc ion binding; DNA binding; DNA-binding transcription factor activity, RNA polymerase II-specific. Lineage: Eukaryota; Fungi; Ascomycota; Eurotiomycetes; Eurotiales; Aspergillaceae. Gene Ontology annotation, biological process: DNA-templated transcription; regulation of DNA-templated transcription. The record is from RefSeq and is a predicted model, not a curated record. The transcript has 4 exons.